Messenger RNA from Schistosoma turkestanicum, 1362 nucleotides. The record is from the annotation of a GenBank genome assembly. NCBI's taxonomy places the organism in Eukaryota, Metazoa, Platyhelminthes, Trematoda, Strigeidida, Schistosomatidae.
CUUUGUUGGAAUUAAAAGCUUAAUUCGAUUUCUGCUUCGUCUACUGUUGUGUGUGUCAACGUGCGGUUCCCUUUUUUUUUUAAUAAUUCUGAAGAAAAAAAAUUAAAACGAAAACUGGCAUAGAAUGAAAAUAUCAUUCUUUAUGUAUUUACCACCGACAACAUGAGAAAAAAGACAAGAUUUCUAUGGAUACGUGAUUUGCCUGCAAAAUGUAAAGAUGCAGAUUUGCGUAAUGUUCUUGAAAGGCAUGCUGGUGGUUCCAUACAAAAAAUUCGUCUAUUCAAACAAGAUCAUUUACGUCAUGCUAUAGUGACAUUUGUGGAUAUUAAAUCAGCUGCAGCAGUGAUUAAUACAGAGAAUAAAAUUAAUGAUUCAUUAUUAAAAAUGGAAUAUUGCAGUUCAUCGGAUGCAUUAACUACACCUACAACAAAUACAAACACUACUACUACAAUGGGAAUUAUCAAUCAUAAUAAUAAUAAUAAUAAAAGUAACAGCAACAAUACUACUAAUAACUCACAUCGUAAUACUACUAAUAAUACAGUAUUAACUAAUUCAUUGUCUACAUUUAAUCAUAAUAAUACAAACAAUGAUGGUAAUAAUAACAGCAAUAAUAACAAUAAUUCGGAUCGUAAAACAGAAAAGGAAUUAAUGAACACGAACAUGCUUCAUAAAGGAUCAAAUGAUUCGCUGCCUAAUAAUGAUCAAUUAGGCAGAGGUCCAUUAAUAUUUAAACGUACAACUAAUCAUAACAGUAAUAGUAAUAACAAUCAUAGUAAUAACAGUAAUAAUAAUAACCAUAAUACGUCAUCAAAUAUUAUCCAUAAUGUACAAUUAUUCAAUCAAGUAUUACGACCAGUUCAACAAAGUUCCACACUAUUAACAACAACAACAACAACUCACAUGUCAAAUUCAUAUCGUGGUUUAAAAAUUAGUGAUUUACCACCAUCAAGUAAAUUAUCCGAUAAUCAUUUAAGACAAAGUUUAUUUACGGAAUUUCGACGAUGUGGUCGUAUACAAUCAGUGGUAGUGUUAUCAUCAAUGAAUAAUAAUAAUAAUAAUGGUUCAACAAAUACAACUAGAUUAGCUAUUGUUACAUUUCGACGUGCUGAAGAAGCGGAAUGCGCUUAUCAAGCAAUUCAAAGUGGUGCUAAGCUAUUAUUUUCAACACCGGUUUCAGUGGAAUUACAUCCAGGUUCAAAUGCUUUGAAUUCUGGUUUCUACGUGUAUGGUCUUUAUGUUGUGCAUAUUUUUCCACCAUGUGAUUUUUCUCAUGCACAACUUGGUCUAGCUGCUCCUGAUCUACAUAGACGUGUAGUACAAGCCAAUCAAUCACAUUUAUUAGUUGUAAUUACAACAGUUUAA